Molecule: messenger RNA, 1968 nt
Organism: Microtus oregoni (creeping vole)
Lineage: Eukaryota; Metazoa; Chordata; Mammalia; Rodentia; Cricetidae
Gene: Efemp2
Product: EGF containing fibulin extracellular matrix protein 2
Exons: 11
Coding region: 503-1834 (443 amino acids)
Molecular function (GO): calcium ion binding
Source: RefSeq, a predicted model, not a curated record
CGGAAACUGAGUGGGGGACCUGGGUGGGAAGAGGGUCGGGAAAAGGCUGGCACUGGGCCCUAGUGUCCUCCGGGCCCAAGUUCAAGUCGGGGGCUUCCAUUCAUUUCGGGCCAAGACAAUUACUGCCCUCGCCCCAUCCGAGGGUCACUUUGCGCAGGCAGGCGCAGGGGAAGCAGUGCCCUGAGUAGAUAGAUCACCUGGAGGACCUGGAGCUCCUGGGCCGAGGGAGAAGGACAAUUAAUUUUAUGCUUGGGCGAGAGUCCGGAAACCUUGGAUGAAGUUAUAAGACCAUCUAAGGGGGAGCACAGGAUAAAAUUCUGAAAGCAGGAUUUGGACGUUUGAGAAUUAAGUGCCUCGUAGGUUCUGAGAGGCGCAGAAUCAGGGUCAGGAUGCUUAGCUACAACUGAGGUGCACAGUAUGGGAGUCUGGAGACCCAGGCUAGAUAGGGUCUAGGUGGACAGGAUAACAUUUUGAGUGAGGGUCUGGGGUCCCCAGCCCCAAGAUGCUCCCUUUUGCCUCCUGCCUCCCCGGGUCUUUACUGCUCUGGGCGCUUCUGCUGUUGCUCUUGGGAGCAGCGUCUCCACAGGAUUCCGAAGAGCCGGACAGCUACACGGAAUGUACGGAUGGUUACGAGUGGGACGCAGACAGCCAACACUGCCGGGAUGUCAAUGAGUGCCUGACCAUCCCUGAGGCCUGCAAGGGUGAAAUGAAAUGCAUCAACCACUACGGGGGCUAUUUGUGUCUGCCUCGCUCCGCUGCCGUCAUCAACGAUCUACACGGUGAAGGACCUCCGCCACCAGUGCCCCCUGCUCAGCACCCCAAUCCUUGCCCACCAGGCUAUGAGCCUGAUGAACAGGAGAGCUGUGUGGAUGUGGACGAGUGUGCCCAGGCUUUGCAUGAUUGUCGCCCUAGCCAGGACUGUCAUAACCUGCCUGGCUCCUACCAGUGCACCUGCCCUGACGGUUACCGAAAAAUUGGGCCCGAGUGCGUGGACAUAGAUGAAUGUCGCUACCGCUAUUGCCAGCACCGAUGUGUGAACCUGCCAGGCUCUUUCCGCUGCCAGUGUGAGCCUGGCUUCCAGUUGGGACCUAACAACCGCUCUUGUGUGGACGUGAACGAGUGUGACAUGGGAGCCCCAUGUGAGCAACGCUGCUUCAACUCCUACGGGACCUUCCUGUGUCGUUGUAACCAAGGCUAUGAGCUGCACCGGGAUGGCUUCUCCUGCAGUGAUAUUGAUGAGUGCAGCUACUCCAGCUACCUCUGCCAGUAUCGCUGUGUCAAUGAGCCAGGCCGCUUCUCCUGUCACUGCCCACAAGGCUACCAGCUGUUGGCUACGAGGCUCUGCCAAGACAUUGACGAGUGUGAAUCAGGUGCACACCAGUGUUCUGAGGCCCAAACUUGUGUGAACUUCCAUGGGGGCUACCGCUGCGUGGAUACCAACCGUUGUGUGGAGCCCUAUGUCCAAGUGUCGGACAACCGCUGCCUCUGCCCUGUCUCCAACCCGCUGUGUCGGGAGCAGCCUUCAUCCAUUGUGCACCGCUACAUGAGCAUCACCUCCGAGCGAAGUGUGCCUGCGGAUGUGUUUCAGAUCCAGGCAACCUCUGUCUACCCUGGCGCCUACAAUGCCUUUCAGAUCCGUGCUGGAAACACACAGGGGGACUUCUACAUUCGGCAAAUCAACAAUGUCAGCGCCAUGCUGGUCCUUGCCAGGCCAGUGACAGGACCACGGGAGUAUGUGCUGGACCUGGAGAUGGUCACCAUGAACUCUCUUAUGAGCUACCGGGCCAGCUCUGUACUGAGACUCACCGUCUUUGUGGGAGCCUACACCUUCUGAAGGAGACCCUCAGGGAAGGGUUGGGUGGGGCCCCCUUCUUUCUCCCCCCCACAGCUUAAGGAGCCUGGGGUUUAGGGAUGACUGUUCUGCUUAAAGAGACAAUGAUGUGAAGGACAAUAAAGGGAGAAGGAGUC